AUGUACUGGUUCGAGACGGCCGAAGUCUGCUUAUACGUAGUACCGUUGUACCUGCUCUACAUUCGUAUCUUGUACGUGCUGGCCACGCGACGGCAGGACUUUCAUUCGCACUUUUACAAGAUUGUGUUGGUCAGCGGGGUGUUUGUAAGUUCUUUUAUUUGAACCCGGGAGUUGCCAAAAUAUACAAGGGUUUUGUCGACGAGAGAGUAUGCGAAAUGUGGAGAGCGCUUAGAGAAAGAAGUUUUUGGUCCUAUCUUUGGGAAUGUCGCCCGGAAGAAGUGUUUUGUACAAAGUUGUUUACAGGGUCUUACAAAAAUGUAAAAGAAAGUCGAGACCUAUAAUUUUUACUUCAAGAGGUCGUAACGACCUCAGUUUGCACUUUAAAAUCUUGUUAUUUCAUAGACAAAAGUUAAUGCCGCUUAAAAAUACACAUUCCAAAAACUAAGUCUCUGCGCCGCCUCCGCCGGAGGUUAUAGGCUCCGACUCAUCUUUUGUAUGGCCCUGUAAUUUAUGAGUAAUAAAACGCACAAGAAAUGUGAACUCAUUUUCAACUUUUGACGUAAAAGUCUGUUGUUUUCUGCAUAGGAUGAAGUCAUCUCUAUGUCAUUGACAAAUUCAUUCCAGUCGUCAUCAAAAUCAUAACAAGAAUGUCGUACGUACAUAUUUCGAACAAUUUUUUGUUAGUGUUUGUAGGCGACAGAUAAACAUUCAGAAUUUUUGACUUCUUUUUGCACAUGUCUGACACGCUGAACUUUACAUAAUCUCUCUGAAAAAAGCGAUUUAGAUCCAUCUUAAUUUCAGGACUUGAUAGGAUGCACACUCGCGUUAUUCGAUCGUUUUUUGAACACUGACCUGUUUGCGACCUAUAUCCGACCUCAUUUCAAAAGUCGGGAGUACACAUUCGCCCUCACCCCUAUCUCGUAUCUAACGUAUCAUAGCGUUUACGCUGCACAGAUCGCGCCUUUGCUUAUGGCAUUCAACCGGAUGUGCAGUUUAUGUUUUCCAUUGGAGUAUGAUAAGGUAAUUUUAAUGUUCGGCAUUAAUUUCUUGGCUUUUCACAACUCUGAUGGUUGAUUUCAGAUUUGGAAAAGAUGUAAACUAAUCCUGUUUGUGUGCUUUGGAUUGUUACCGUAUUCAAUGGCAUGGUACAUCCCGUUCAAUCGGUCGGGAUUUACUUUUGAUGAUACGAAGUUGUGGUUUAAUUACACCGGCUUCGAUUAUGAUCACACUCGCACUUUCGGGGUAAGGCAAAUGCCACUGAUUUCGUGCUUAGCGAGCGUUCAAAGAAACUGUUUUUUGUCUGGCUGACUCUCCUCAUUUCGUGUUUUCUAUCACAAAUACAAUCUUUGAAUACUUCGGUUGCCAAUGAAAAAGUUUCAUUGAAUUCUCUUGAAUAUUCCGUCAACCAUAGCAAUUUUUUCCUCAAAAUCUAACCGCCAUGUUGUAGAUAGAGGAUGCGGUUGUGACCGAGUAUUUUGCCGGCACCUGUGCUUUGCUGGCCUUUAUCUGUAACCUCGUGAAUGUGUGCAUGUUGAUCAGACACAAGAUGAAAGGUUACAUCACUGGCCAACGAGAGAUCAACCUUGUUCUGUGCUCCACGAUCAUCUUCUGUACACAAUGUUGUGUUAUGAUGGGGCAGGUGAGUCUAGAAUAAGAUAAAUCUGCUUCAAAAUCCACAAAAAUUCUCUUUACGGUCCUACUCUGAAUAAACUUUCAGUACAUGUUUUCCAUGGGCUCCUUCAACAUCUACUUCCUCCUUCGCUUCGUUUUGACAAUAGUCGCGGAAGUGCAGUACAUUCUGCCGGCUUUGAUUAUUGUUUUGUCGAUUGGGAGUCUUCGAGAAGCCGUCUUCCGACCACUUCUCAGUUCAAAUGAAGUGUCGUUAUUCAAGACCGACAAGAAGUCAAGGUAAGUGGUUUAUAAACAGGGACAGCAGAGUGGGAUGCUGAUUGUUGUGGAGCCUCAAAGGUCUCCACAAUUCACACAGAAAUUAGCAUAAACCAACUCAUAUAAAAGCAACGUCUUGUAACCAAUUAUUAGAACAUAAUCUCAUUUUCUCCUUCUUUGUGUGCGGUCUCAAUAAACCUUAUUCCUAAACCUGUGUCUGUUCUAGAUACCUAUAUACGUUUGAACGUUCCCCCACACUGAGAUCUCCCUUCGAUGAGGCUUGUCUUUGUCCUCACUAUUUUUAAGGCUCGUUGUCGCCGAUCGGGUCUAUCCCGAGGACUUGAACGAGGCUUUAUAGAGCUCUAUAGAUCUCCUCCGUGUAGUCAAUUGAUAACUUGUUCUCUAGUAAGAGCACGAAGUCCCCGUGGCCCCACGGCCUCAGAUUUGACUCAAAGCCGGAGCGGAGGGUGUACAAAAAAGGACUGGUUGUUUUCCGUUGAGCAGAAACCUUGUUUGGGGACAACGACUGAUAAGAAUCACGUCCUAUACACUCUCUUUGACCUUCUUUCCAACCUUACCGUUGUCUGGAGAACGCCUAAACUUUACGCCAAAAAAGCACAGUAGAAACACAGUGCAAAGGGUGCAGCACCGGCACAACCUCUAUAUAACAAAUCUAUCUGUCAAAAAGUCCCGUUUCCAGUCGUCGUACAGACCCCACUGAAUUACCAGCAAUUUCAGGGCUCGUCGACGGAGUUUUGUGACCCAAACAAACUUCUAAAGAGCAGAGAAAUUCAGAUUCGUUGUACAGAGGUGUGAACAGACAUUUCUUGCCUCAAAAAGCUCAUUCUUGCCUUUGAAUUUUUUAAUUUUUCCCUUUUCAGGAAUACGAUCUCCAUGAACAACCACAACAGUGAUUCCGUCAAGAGCCAGAGCAGUGUGGUCAUCGGGCAAUAUCGCCAAGCAGUGCCAUAG
Bursaphelenchus xylophilus (pine wood nematode) is the source of this 2859-nucleotide messenger RNA. NCBI's taxonomy places the organism in Eukaryota, Metazoa, Nematoda, Chromadorea, Rhabditida, Aphelenchoididae. The record is from the annotation of a GenBank genome assembly.